Messenger RNA from Rodentolepis nana, 456 nucleotides. The record is from the annotation of a GenBank genome assembly. NCBI's taxonomy places the organism in Eukaryota, Metazoa, Platyhelminthes, Cestoda, Cyclophyllidea, Hymenolepididae.
AUGACACGCCAAGCUGCUGCAGGAGGAAAGCCCACUGUGAAGGAGAAGCUUUGGGGCAAGCCCUACUUCCUGCUCCACACGAUAACUGACAUCAUCACAGCAAUUUUGGCCGCAAUAACGAUCAUAUGCGGCGCAUACGGCUUUGUUACUUCUGAUAGCAAUGACAAAUUACUCCUCAUUUAUGAAGUAUUGAUUGGUUUUGGCAUUCUUGCAUCGAUCACGUUCUUAUUGAGCCUUAUCCUCUUACACAUUCCAAAUUACGUCCUCUCUGCCAUUAACAUUUGUCUGAUUACCCUGCUAAUGAUUGCGGCGAUUGUGCUUGGAAUCCUGGUGGUGGCAAAAAUCGAUCAGCUCGCAAUUGGCAUCAGCAUGAUCGCCUUGGGCGUAGUUGCGUUGGCACUACUUGCUGGAGUACUAUUCAUAUUCUGGUCGGAUUCUGAUGCCGCAUUGGCCUGA